AUGUGCCAAUGCUCCCCCCCCCCCCCCCCCCUUGGAGCCCUGUCUCCCCUGGUGGCCAUGCACCCCAAGGUUUCCCCUCCGUAUCAUGGCAGUGUAAAGGUACUUGGGAGUUUGGUCAUUCCAUCGCCACGGACGGCCGCCCUGGUGCUGACUGCCCUGCUGGGUGUUGCCCUGCCCAGGAACGGACGUAUUCCGUUCUCGGCGCCCACUGAGCUUGCAGGGCUUACAGUGAAUUAUCCGCGUCAUUACUCGCCGCCGGCCCCAGGUUUGGAGUGCUGUAUCAUCGCUGCAAUCCUCGGCCGUGUCAUGGACUCAUGGCUCAAAGCCCACGGUGUUGAAAACCUGCUCGAGUUCCAUUAG
Colletotrichum phormii is the source of this 360-nucleotide messenger RNA. RefSeq lists its product as uncharacterized. The record is from RefSeq and is a predicted model, not a curated record. Bases 1 to 360 code for a protein of 119 amino acids. Lineage: Eukaryota; Fungi; Ascomycota; Sordariomycetes; Glomerellales; Glomerellaceae. The transcript is spliced from 2 exons.